GGCUCACAAGCCUCUCCCGGCGUGCCCCGCGGCCCCGUGGCACGAGCGCUUCCGGGCGCGCGCUUCCGGUCGUCGUUGGUGGCGACGCUGAGGCGGUUCGCGGUCCGGCGACCCAGGCAGUGUGCAGGCAGCAGGAUGCCGUGCAGCUCGUGCCGUGAUGCUGCCGCCUCCCCCGGCGAGCUCCCUGUUCCAGCUUCCGCUUACUGUGGCCUCACCAGACCGAGGCAUCUGCGAGGGUCAGUGCUACCCCUCGGGGAGCCAGUCACCCCUGAAGAUGUGCAGGCUGAGCCCUGCCCUGUCUCUCUGACUCCUCUGGGGCAGCCUGUGUGCCUGUCUGAGCCCUUCUGACUGCAGCUGGAAAGAUGGCAGAGCUUCCUCCAAUGUGUGGUGUACCCAUGUGGCACCAGGGCUCAGUGAUAAGCUGCAGGCUGAGAGGUCACGGCAACCCCCUGCCCCCAGCCCUGGGAGAGCAGCAUGUGAUGGGCCCCCAGGGCUGGCGGCACCUGGAUCCAGUCCAGGUACAAACAACUUCUGGUGCCCACAGAAAUAAAGGUGUGCUGUGGAAAACCACCGGCCUGUGUCCUCAAGGUCACAGCCACCAAGGGCUUUAAAACCUGCUGGCUGACACCGCCCAGGCACUAUCUGGAAGCAGCAGGCAGAGGUGCGUGAGCUCUCGUGUUUCAGGAUGAGGGGUGUCAGGCUGGUGGGAGCGCUGCUCAUCAUGGCUGGCCUGCUGCAGGCAGUCCUGUCCCUGAAAAUAGCGGCCUUCAACAUCCGCUCCUUCGGGGAGACCAAGAUUUCGAAUGCCACCCUGGCUAGGUACAUCGUGCAGAUCGUGAACCGCUAUGACAUUGUGGUCAUCCAGGAAGUCAGAGACAGCCACCUGACGGCCGUGGGGAAGCUGCUGGACAAUCUCAACGAGAAGGCCCCCGACACCUUCCACUAUGUGGUGAGUGAGCAGCUGGGCCGCAGCAGCUACAAGGAGCGCUAUCUCUUCGUGUUCAGGCCUGACCAGGUGUCCGUGCUGGACAGCUAUCAGUAUGAUGACGGCUGCGAGCCCUGCGGGAACGACACCUUCAGCCGCGAGCCGGCCGUGGUGAAGUUCUCCUCCCCCAACACCCGGGUCAAGGAGUUUGCCAUCGCCCCCCUGCACGCAGCCCCAUCUGACGCAGUGCCUGAGAUCGACGCACUGUAUGACGUGUACCUGGACAUACGGAGGAGGUGGGACAUGGAGGACAUCAUGUUCAUGGGCGACUUCAACGCCGGCUGUAGCUACGUGGGCACCUCGCAGUGGUCGUCCAUCCGCCUGCGCACAGACCCUGCCUUCCUGUGGCUGAUCCCUGACUCGGCUGACACCACUGUCACCACCACCCACUGCGCUUAUGACCGGAUUGUGGUUGCAGGAGAACUCCUCCAAGACGCCAUCGUUCCUGGCUCAGCCAGACCCUUUGACUUUGAAGUGGCGUAUGGGCUGAGCAACGACCUGGCCCUGGCCAUCAGUGACCACUAUCCAGUGGAGGUGACACUGAAGCGAGACUGAGGGGGCUGCCCUUUUAAUUUAAAUAAAGCCAGGAAGCUGU
Messenger RNA from Erinaceus europaeus (western European hedgehog), 1580 nucleotides. RefSeq names its product deoxyribonuclease 1 (gene DNASE1). Lineage: Eukaryota; Metazoa; Chordata; Mammalia; Eulipotyphla; Erinaceidae. The record is from RefSeq and is a predicted model, not a curated record. The transcript is spliced from 11 exons. Gene Ontology annotation, biological process: DNA catabolic process. The coding region runs from base 686 to 1540 and encodes 284 amino acids. Gene Ontology annotation, molecular function: DNA nuclease activity. Gene Ontology annotation, cellular component: nucleus.